AAGAGAGAGGGAGCUUUCCAGUAACGACGUAUCAUUCUAUCUUCUUUCAAUAUCAGUAAAUAACAAAGAUAGAAUGAUAUUCUGUGUCGCUCUGUGUCGUUGCUGGAAAGCUCCCAUAAACAUACUUUCUUUCACUCUACUAAUGCACUAGUACAGUAGUGCAGCUAAAAAGAACAGUCCCAGUGAUGUUUCAAUCACGCAGCCAACGAUUGGCUCGUCCGGACAAACGGCGGUAUCCUAUUGGCUACGCCAUAUUGUUGAAUCAAUUCGUGCAUCGCGACGCGAUUGGUUGUCAUCGUCUUUAAAAAUAUGGCGCACAUAAUUUUGUUAUCGUUCCUCUUAUCUCUUACGUUUCGGUCUUUUCAAGCAUUUGACAGGUGUGGAAGAUUAAAUGCAUGGGAGGGGAAUGAAAUUGACGUCAUUGUGUCAGUUGACGUAAAGGUGAGUUGUGCACGCUUCUCGUCUACGUGAACAUCACCGUGCAGAAAAAAAAUGAAAUAUUCGCAUUAUAAAUUCCUGCGAACGGCAUCAAUGAACGAUGACUCGUCUUCGCGAUGUUAGGACGUGUCGUCAAGCUAACAACUGAGCUAGAAUGAAUUCUCACGCGAGCUCGAUCAGCUUUUUACGUUAUUCGCGACGUUCGUAGCGACGAGAUUCGUCGAUUUGAUCCUGGCAAACAUGAAUAAGAGCCACGCGAACAAGAGACUGAACCAGCUGCCGAGUUGGCUGUGGACCAACUCGACUACAUUGCCGCCAGUUUACAAGAUGGUAUGGGAGGCGGUGCGAGACGAUCGAGUCAGGUCGAACGGCAUGCAAACCGAGUUGCUCGUCGAUACCAACAAGGUAUUUCCGCUGCUGCUCACCAGCCAGUUGCCCACGGAGGUACUUGGUCACAUAUGGAGUUUAGCUAACCAGAAGUACGCGGGACAGCUGACCGAGCAAGAGCUGUACGUCGUGCUGGCUCUCGUUGCCGCUGCACAGACUUCUUACACCUUCAACAGUCUUGACAUAUUGCAUUUACUUCCCUUCCCACCGACGCCGUACUUAAACAUAGAUUGUUUAAUGAACCUGCAACCCACUGCACAGAUAAACACGCAGAAAUUUCAAUAUUAUGCUAACGAGGAGUUCAAUGUCAAUAGUAUAGGUAUAGAAGGGAAAUAUAUUCCUGAUGUUAAAGGAAAAGCUAAAGUUAGAUCUCAUGUGAACGCAAUGCCUGAUGCAAGUAUACCUUGUUCGAAUAAUACAUCUGGAAAGUCGUCGUGUUCCGAUAGCAAGAUUCUAAUGUCUGGUGCAACUGCAAAUAGUUUCAAUAAUCUGUUUAAAGAUAUAAAAUCAACUCAGCGUGUUCAAACCGAUGUUCCACCUGCAUCAGCAUCAUCCUUUGACGAGUCCUGCGAUGAAUUUACUGAAUUUCAAAGCGCGCCAAUUUCUAGCGUUCCUACUGCAUCAAUUUGGGAUAGUAAACAAGGUUCCGCAAUUGGCAGCAGACUUGCUAAUCAUAAUCUAGGAGUAAAGAAAACAGUCGACAAAGUUAAGAAAGCCACCACUGGAACGAAAGCUAUACAUAUUAAUACUCAAAUUCGUACAUCUGCACCUGUAAAUUUACCAUAUCAAAAUAAGGAUCAGUCUGCAAUAGAAGCCCCGUUAGAUUUAUUUUCUAAAUGUGGAGUAAAGAAUCAGUCAAAAACAGUAAUACUUAAAGAUACCGUAAUCAGAAAUAAUGAUUCGCCUAAGGAUUAUAAUGACAGUUUUAACAAUUUGGCAAGCAUAAUAGAGCCUAUAUCUCUUAGCAAUGAUAAGGAGAUAUUACCUAAAGCAGAGUUAACGCCAAAGGCUGUCACAGUAGAUAUGUCUAAUUCUGUUCAACAAGAUUUAAUGAGCUUGCAACAAGUCGAAGAUAAAUACAGUGCAUUGCGUGCAUUAGUUCAGGAAACGUCUGUUGUGAAUGAUGCAAGUUUAGAUUUAACUGUUAAUAAUCAAUCAGCCGACGAGUUCGGAGAAUUUAUGUCUGCGGAACAACCCGCUAAUCAUCCCACAAUCAUAUCAGAUGCUUCGGAUACUGAAAGCUUUAGCAAUGUAUUUGCAGAUUUUGAGUUUAGUAAAGCACACUCUAAUGUUGACAACAAUAAUUUAACAGAUUUAAACUUUAUAUCUGAAGUAUCUGAGUCGUUUAAUAAUUUAAAACUCGAUGACGGGAUUGAAGCACAAUUGGUAGAGUCAGGAAAGAAUGUUCAAAAAGAGGAUGCUAUUUCGGUAAAUAGUGUAGAAUUGAUUAGUGGUCCAUCAGAAGCACUGCCACGAUCAGGAUCUGUGCCUAGUUUAGAUCUUAAAUCAUUUUUACCUUCAAACAUAGAGGAAGAUCAAGUUGUAGAAGCUUCACAGCAGACUAUUUAUUGGGAAUGGAAACAAUAUAUGGAAAGUUGUGUUUUAUUGCUACAAGUUGCAGCCAAUAUAUUUACUAAUAUAACAUCAGAAUUAGUCUUGCAGGAAGUUGUAAAUUCAGCUCAAGGAUAUAAUUUUCUCUGCCAAUUAGCUGAAGUUGCAGCUGUUUGUAGACGUGUUAAUUUUUCAUACAAGGAAUUGGACAUAAAUAUUAUUGGAUUUGAUGAUCUUUUAAUGGAUAUUGAUCGGAUCUGGGCUGAAAUGGAACCUUUUUACGCUAAUAUACCCAUUGUUACUGAGCUACCAGCUUGGCCAUUACAUCAGGGAGAAUGUGUGUCUUGUUCUCUAUGUUUAACAGUUAUUACGAGUGGUCGAGUUGUUUAUAAUGAUAAUAAUUAUCAUGUAACAUGCGCGAAUUUGUGGCUUAAUUGCGUAAACAAUCAAUUGCCGGUAAUGCGAUAUUCUUUACUUUAUCAACCAAAUAUAUGUCCAGGAAGUCACAUUUAAAUGCUACUCUGCAUUGCAAUGUUUUCUAAUUUAUAGACUAAGAAUAUGCAUUUUACAUACAUAUCUUAUUAAUAGAAUUCAUAAAUUUAUCUAAUAUUGAGAAAAAUUUCUAUAUAAAAGUAGAGCUCUGAUAAAAUUUUCAUUAACUAAUAAAAUUAAAUCACCUACAUGUACAUAAGUAAACAGAAUGCAAUUUUACACAU
This is a messenger RNA of Camponotus floridanus (Florida carpenter ant), 3092 nucleotides long. RefSeq names its product synergin gamma. The record is from RefSeq and is a predicted model, not a curated record. The transcript has 7 exons. Gene Ontology annotation, cellular component: clathrin coat of trans-Golgi network vesicle. The coding region runs from base 679 to 2889 and encodes 736 amino acids. Gene Ontology annotation, molecular function: protein binding. NCBI's taxonomy places the organism in Eukaryota, Metazoa, Arthropoda, Insecta, Hymenoptera, Formicidae.